AUGGCGACCGAAGAGACGCCCAAAGGGCUGGUCGCUAUGAUUGAGACCAUUGACGAAACCCGGAACACGAAAGAAAGCGGAAUGCCACCCAAAACUCUUGCUGAAGCUGUCGCCCAACAGAAGACAAACCCGUGGUCAAUCCGCCUCGUGGCUAUCCUCUCAAUCUCGUAUCUAGUAUCCACCAUGAAUGGGUUUGAUUCGUCUUUGAUGGGUGCCAUCAACGCUAUGAUCCCGUACCAGGAGACAUUCGGCUUGUCUGGCGCCGGAUCGAGCACCGGAAUCGUCUUUAUCAUCUACCAACUAGGACAGAUUGCAGCCUUCCCUUUUUGUGGUCUGAUAGCCGACGGCCUUGGAAGGCGAUGGUGCAUCUUCCUUGGUUGUCUCAUAGUCCUGAUUGGAACGGCCGUGCAAGGUUCUGCAAAUCACCUUGGCCAAUUCAUCGCCGGAAGAUUCAUCCUCGGUUUUGGAGCCAGCAUAGCUUCGGCAGCUGGGCCCACGUAUACCGUUGAGCUGGCUCACCCAACACAUCGAGGCUUCAUGGCUGGCAUGUACAACAAUUUCUGGUGGCUGGGUAAUAUCAUCGCGGGGUGGACAACCUACGGCACAAACCUACAUUACAGCGAUUCCUGGGCAUGGAGAACCCCAACAAUUGUCCAAGCUUUAAUGCCGGCGAUUGUCAUGGUCUUCAUCUUUUUCUUCCCAGAGUCGCCAAGGUGGCUGAUAUCUCACGACCGAGCCGACGAAGCUCUCCAGGUUCUUGCCAAGUACCAUGCCGAUGGCGACGUCAGCUCUCCUAUUGUCCAACUCCAAUACAACGAAAUCGUCGAGGACAAUAGCUUGACCGACGACAAGAACCCCUGGUGGGACUUUAGGGAGUUGUAUAACACGCGAGCUGCUCGAUACCGAUUCGCCAUGGUCAUCGCCAUGUCCUUCUUCGGCCAGUGGUCUGGGAAUAAUGUAGUCAGCUAUUUUAUGCCCGAGAUGAUCAAAAGUGCUGGUAUCACCGACAGCAACCGCCAACUACUGAUCAACGCCAUCAACCCCAUUUUUUCAAUGAUGGCGGCAAUCUACGGAUCCUCAUUACUGGAUAGACUCGGUCGGCGACAGAUGAUGCUUUGGGGCCUAGUCGGCUCUCUCAUUUCUUACUGCUUCCUUACAGCCUUCACUGCCCAAUCUGCCAAUAAUCCCAAUCUCGCCUACGGUGUUAUUGUAUUUAUAUAUCUCUUUGGGGUCGCAUUCGCGUGGGGAUUCACGCCGCUCCAGACUCUCUAUGCCGUCGAAUGUCUCGAGAACAGGACUAGGGCUAAAGGAUCGGGGGCCAACUUCUUGUUCCUGAACAUUGCGAUCAUGGUUAACACUUAUGGUGUUUCUAUCGGAAUCUCAGAGAUUGGCUGGAAGCUCUAUCUGGUCUACAUUAUCUGGAUUGUGGUGGAGAUGGUGAUAAUCUACUUCUUCUUCGUUGAAACUGCCGGCAAAACCUUGGAGGAGCUCCGAGAGGUCUUUGAGGCCAAAAACCCGCGGAAGGCGAGCGUUCAGAAUCUCAAGAAAAUGAACGGCCACCUCGUUCAAGCAAAGGAAGUGUAG
This is a messenger RNA of Aspergillus viridinutans, 1584 nucleotides long. RefSeq lists its product as uncharacterized. NCBI's taxonomy places the organism in Eukaryota, Fungi, Ascomycota, Eurotiomycetes, Eurotiales, Aspergillaceae. Gene Ontology annotation, cellular component: membrane. Gene Ontology annotation, biological process: carbohydrate transport; transmembrane transport. The transcript has 5 exons. The record is from RefSeq and is a predicted model, not a curated record. Gene Ontology annotation, molecular function: carbohydrate:proton symporter activity. Bases 1 to 1584 code for a protein of 527 amino acids.